AUGCGCGUAAAGAUCGAAAGUGUUGCACCAUUACCAACCGUGAAGGCAUGGUACAGCGUACACUCUGUCUCAUCAGUUUCGGAAAUGAAAGCUAGGCUUUGCUCUGAGCUCCAACCCUUCCAUGGCCGCGUUCGUGCACAAGACAUCGUUCUCGUCUUGGAAGACUUCGAGCUUCUCGACUCCAGUCCGAUAGAUGUAGUUAGAGAUGGAGACCUCAUCGUUGUCCGACACGUCCCAGCGGUAUCCUUCCACAAGCGCAAGGCAUCUACGGAUGAAGCAGGUCCCGUUCGGAAGCGGUCGAAGCACCCGAGCGACACCACACCACUGCCUCCAGUGCUCCGAGCCGCGUCUCGAAAACUGCAGCUAAAUGUUUCAACGAAACGUGCGGCUAUACAUGCCGAUGCUUCGUUGACCUCAGAUUCAGAGUCGACUUCUUCCUCCGAAUCAGAAUCAGAAUCAGAGUCCAAACCCAAAUCUGACUCCAGCUCGUCAGACUCUGAUUCAAACAGUUCAGACGGCUCUUCAUCUUCGUCCUCUGCGUCCGCUCGCGCUGGCAUGUUGGCCGUCACGAAAGCCAAGGUCGGGACACCUGCUGAAAGGUCAGCGCCAGCCACGCAUAAGUCGAACCAGAGAACUGAAACACGUCAUGUACCACCAGGAGAGGGAAAGCCUGGGACGCACAAUCGCAACAUCCGACGCCGCCGCAAGCGGAUGUACGAACGUCUAGCGGCGACGGCGGAACCUGCUAGCGUCAACGCGAUUCCACUGGGCUCUAAGGUCCACUCUCUCGUCCCGUCGCAACGCGAGACAACAAAUCUACCGCGGACAGAGGAAGAGCAGUCUGUCACCCCGUCUAAUGAAGCUAAUGCUGCUCCAGCAUUCAUGAUGGCGAGCCUGCAGAAUAAAAACAAGCGCAGAGGUUUCAAGAAUGCGUUGGCUUUCGGCGUACCUGCCAAAAUUGUUUUCUCUUCUCCGGAAGAGGUGUCCGCGGAUACAGCUCGCAUCGAGGUCGGGGCUGCGCAGGAUGUACUUCCAUUCUCUCGUGCGCAAGGCAACGAGGUCGCAGAUGCGAUCCGCUCGACUAGCUUCGUGCGUUUGGUCCCACCGUCGGAGAAAGAGGAACGCGGGCAGCUGCCUCCAAACAUGUUCAUCACGAGCGUCGAUGUUGAGGAGGGCUUGCCUGCUAAGAAAAGGAAGAAGCAAAGCAAGGUGAAAGCGUGGGAGAAGGAUGCUACCGCGGAAGACAGCUACCUGCCAUACGAUGAGCCUGACGAGGCACUCGGUGCUGAUACGAUGGGUGCUUCUGCUGGUUGCAACUCUGUAACGGAAUCUCAGUUGUCGCCUUCGUUUGAUCGAGGUAUUGUCGAGGGGCGAUGGAGUUCACUGACAAAAAUUACUGCUCCAGCGCAACUGCAAGUAGGGUGUAAAGUUGCAUGGAAGGCACUCGGGAUCAACCCUAACACCUUCACACCUGAGAUGCUUCUCAACGUCGGACGUGUUGUAUCAUACGAAGACCAGCUAGUGGUGAAACCGUUGGAGGAGCACGGCGCAGUGGAGGUAUCCUUCGGAGGGUUGGUCGUCGGCGAGGACUCCGGAAGUGUCGAGGAAAGGUAUGACUGGCAGGAUGUGCUACAGGCGGAUUGGCGACUGGUGGCAUAUCGGGUAAAGACAAGAGAGGCUGGUGCUGAUUAA
Molecule: messenger RNA, 1692 nt
Organism: Sparassis crispa
Lineage: Eukaryota; Fungi; Basidiomycota; Agaricomycetes; Polyporales; Sparassidaceae
Exons: 6
Coding region: 1-1692 (563 amino acids)
Source: RefSeq, a predicted model, not a curated record